Sphenostylis stenocarpa is the source of this 1644-nucleotide messenger RNA. NCBI's taxonomy places the organism in Eukaryota, Viridiplantae, Streptophyta, Magnoliopsida, Fabales, Fabaceae. The record is from the annotation of a GenBank genome assembly.
AUGCGGUCAAUCUCUCAUCAGUCCUCUUCAGGUGCGAGCAUCACCACCCUUCUGAAGGGGUGCAAGAGAAGUGAACACCUGGAGCAAGUUCACGCUUCAAUCAUCCACCGAGGCCUCGAGCAAGACCACUUCCUCAUCUCCCUCUUCAUUCCACUCUCCCACACCCUUUCCACUCUCUCCUAUUCCUCCACCGUCUUCCUCCGCGUCCUCACCCCUUCCACCUUCCUCUGGAACACUCUCAUCAAAUCCCAUUGCCAAAACAGCUUUUUUUCCCACACCCUCUCCGCCUUCGCUCGCAUGAAGGCGCAUGGUGCCCUUCCCGACAACUUCACCUACCCUUCUGUCAUUAAGGCCUGUUCCACAACGUGCAAGCCGUGGGAAGGAAAAUCGCUUCAUGGGUCCGCGUUCAGGUGCGGCGUCCAUAGGGAUCUUUUCGUGGCCACCAGUUUGAUCGACAUGUAUGGCAAGUGCGGGCAGAUUGUUGAUGCUCGCAAGGUGUUUGAUGGUAUGUCUGAGAGGAGUGUUGUUUCCUGGACUUCUAUGCUUGUAGGGUACGUUGCUGUUGGGGAUGUUGUGGAGGCCAAGAAACUGUUUGAUGAGAUGCCGCAGAGAAAUGUAGCUUCUUGGAAUGCGAUGUUGCAGGGUUUUGUCAAGGUGGGGGAUUUGAGUUGUGCUAGAGGUGUGUUUGACGUUAUGCCAGAGAAGAAUGUUGUUUCUUUUACCACCAUGAUUGAUGGGUAUGCCAAGGCGGGUGACAUGGUGGCUGCGAGGUUCUUGUUUGAUCGUGCUCCGGGAAAGGAUGUUGUUGCUUGGUCUGCUUUAAUAUCGGGUUAUGUCCAGAAUGGGCAACCUAAUCAGGCGUUGAGAGUGUUUCUUGAGAUGGAAUCGAUGAAAGUAAAGCCUGAUGAGUUCAUACUAGUUAGCUUGAUGUCGGCUUCGGCGCAAUUAGGACAUUUAGAACUUGCUCAAUGGGUUGAUUCUUACGUAAGCAAAAGCUGUAUUGAUCUUCAGCAGGACCAUGUAAUUGCAGCACUUCUGGAUAUGAAUGCAAAGUGUGGAAACAUGGAGAGAGCGUUGAAAUUGUUUGAGGAAAAAACUAAACGGGAUCUAGUGUUGUAUUGUUCCAUGAUACAAGGGUUGUCAAUUCAUGGGCGUGGGGAAGAGGCCGUGAAUCUGUUUAACAAGAUGCUGAUGGAAGGGCUAUCUCCGGAUGAGGUGGCCUUCACAGUUAUCCUCACAGUCUGUAGUCAUGUUGGGCUUGUUGAUGAGGGCUGGGAAUACUUCCAAUCUAUGAAGGAAAGAUACUACAUUAGUCCUUUACCUGACCACUAUGCGUGUAUGGUUGAUCUUCUAAGCCGGUCAGGACAUACAAGGGAUGCUUAUGAACUUAUAAAAUUAAUGCCUGGGGAGCCUCAUGCUGGUGCAUGGGGUGCACUUCUUGGGGCAUGUAAACUCUACGGUGAUUCAGAGCUGGGAGAGAUUGUUGCUAAUCGACUUUUUGAGUUUGAGCCUCUAAAUGCUGCUAACUAUGUGCUGUUGUCCGACAUCUAUGCAGCAGCAGAGCGAUGGAUUGAUGUUUCCCUUGUGAGAAGUAAGAUGAGAGAAAGGAAUGUGCAGAAGAUACCCGGGUCCAGUAAAAUUUAG